Gadus macrocephalus (Pacific cod) is the source of this 1812-nucleotide messenger RNA. It is a transcript of the gene wdr74, whose product is annotated as WD repeat domain 74. NCBI's taxonomy places the organism in Eukaryota, Metazoa, Chordata, Actinopteri, Gadiformes, Gadidae. Gene Ontology annotation, molecular function: protein binding. The record is from RefSeq and is a predicted model, not a curated record. The transcript has 2 exons. Gene Ontology annotation, biological process: ribosomal large subunit biogenesis. Gene Ontology annotation, cellular component: nucleolus; preribosome, large subunit precursor. Bases 95 to 1252 code for a protein of 385 amino acids.
ACCUCAUUAUCACGCGACGUCAUCUCUGAGGAGCACGUUUUUGAGAGUUGUGAUCAGAUCAGUAAGUUAAGUUAUUAUUAUUAGUUAGAUUGUCAUGGGAGAGAAGAGCCGGCUGUGCCGGGUGUGGGUGGGCGCGGAGACGGGGAUUCUGAAGGGGAUCAGCCCGGCAAAGAAACAAGCCUUUAACUUUUCCGAGACGAGCAGCCUGAGCCGAGACCAGGAGGUUCGGGUGCUGUGCUGGGGAGACCCUGCCGAGACGGAAGUGCUAGUGGGCUCCGUGAACGGGACCGUGCGGACGUUCAGCACCGAAAAGGGGGUCUUUACGGAGACCAGGCAGUGUGGGGACGCUGAUCAGGGGUUCUUCACCGGGCUGGCGGUGGCGGACUGCGGCCUGGUGACAUGCGUGGAGACGGGCCGGCUGCGUGUGUGGAGGGAGGAGAGCAGCAGCCCCGUCGUUGACAUCGACGCGGGGAAGAACGUGUGUCGUAUGCGACAGAACGCUGCGCAGAAGAACCGAGUCGCCACGGGUGGAAAGGAGAACGGGCUGAAGAUCUGGGACCUGGAGAGACCUGACACGCCGGUGUUCACAGCGAAGAACCUGCGGGACGAUUGGCUCGACCUGAAGCAGCCAGAGUGGCUUCGGGACGCCGCGUUCCUCCCGGACUCCGACAAGAUAGUGACGUGCACGGGGCAUCACCAGGUGCGUGUGUACGACCCUUCCACCCCUCAGCGCAGGCCCGUUUUGGAGGUCCGCUACGGGGAGUACCCUCUCACCUGCCUGUCUCUGGUGGCCGGGGCGCAGUCGGUAGUGGUGGGCAACACCCACGGCAGCCUUGCGGUGCUGGACCUCAGGAAGGGGCUGGUGCGAGGUUGUCUAAAGGGGCUGCAGGGGGGGGUUCGGGGGCUGCAGUGCCACCCCACCCUGCCCCUGGUGGCCUCCUGCGGCCUGGAUCGCUUCCUGCGCAUCCACAGCCUGGAGACGCGUGCGCUGGAGCACAAAGUGUACCUCAAGUCCAGACUCAACUGCCUCCUGCUGUCCAGCGGAGCGCUCGGGGAGGAGGUCGGGGGGGACGUGGAGGAGGUGAAGGAGGAGGAGGAUGAGGUGUGGCAGAGCAUGGAGAAGGUGGAGGAGAAGAGCAAGCGAAAAGCCCCAGAGGAGGAGGAGGUAGAGGAGGAGGAGGAGGCGGUAGAGGUGGAAGUGACGCAGGUGACCAACAGUAAGAAGAAGAAGAAGAAGAAAGGCCAGAAGUGAUGUUGGUCAGAGGCUUCAUGUUCUCCAUGGCGAGGAUCAAUGAACCCGGUUGGAUAGCAGCACCCAGCCCUGCACCCCAGGAGAGGGCCCCUUAUUGGCCAGCAGCUGGUUUCUUUUGGACAUUGAGGCGAUGCGUCUGCUUGUAUGCUCUGUUGUCGAUAAAGUUUUAGAAGAUAUUUUCUCUAACCGAGUGUCUUUUCAGGUGUUUGUUGGAAGUGCAUCAGUAAACAGGACAAGUGUUUUAGAUCCGAGUCUGGAUGUGUAUUUUGAUCAAGUUUGGAUCACGAUACAAACUGGGAAUUAGUUUAACAGACGGGGGAAAUAUGAACAUAUGUUUUAUUAAGCCGUUUUUUCAAAGAAAUGUAUUAACCAUCCAAAGUACACUAAAAUGUGCUGUUUUAUGUUAUUGUGGUUUUAGGAAAACAAAGACCAACUGAAGGUCUGUCGAUCUUGCAUACGUAACAGUGGUUAUAUAUUCAUGGUUCAGUCUGGCUUGAAAUAUAAGGACAUCUUCAACAAUGCUUCACAGAUUAAACACAAUAAAUAUGAACCUCAUGGAA